This is a messenger RNA of Mycetomoellerius zeteki, 1537 nucleotides long. Its product is annotated as acidic mammalian chitinase. The coding region runs from base 29 to 1183 and encodes 384 amino acids. Gene Ontology annotation, molecular function: chitinase activity; chitin binding. The record is from RefSeq and is a predicted model, not a curated record. Gene Ontology annotation, biological process: chitin catabolic process; carbohydrate metabolic process. The transcript is spliced from 5 exons. Gene Ontology annotation, cellular component: extracellular region. NCBI's taxonomy places the organism in Eukaryota, Metazoa, Arthropoda, Insecta, Hymenoptera, Formicidae.
CUGAAGAAAUCGAUCUUCUGGUUACGAGAUGAAUCGUUGGAUAUUGGUUUUCACGGCGUUAGCUGCUUUGGCUUCGCUUGCCAACUCAGCAAAGAAGGUUGUAUGCUACUACGGUAGCUGGUCCGUUUAUCGAAAUUCUAAUGGCAAAUGUGAUAUUUCAAGUAUUGAUCCGUCUCUUUGCACCCAUCUCGUUUAUAGCUUUGUCGGCAUGAAUGCGGAUGGCAACAUCCGCAUUUUAGACUCAUGGAAUGAUGUUGCCGACAAUUGGGGCCAGGACGGCUUUGGUAAAUUCAAUAAUCUUCGUAAAAAGAGCCCCAGCACUAAAACGAUGAUCGCUAUCGGUGGAUGGAGCGAGGGAUCCACAUCAUUCUCUGCUGUCGCCAGCAGUUCGAUUUCUCGUAAAGCAUUCGCUAAGAACGCCGUUACAUUUACGGAAAAAUAUGGUUUCGAUGGUUUGGAUGUCGAUUGGGAAUACCCGAACCAGCGUGGUGGGAGAAGCACGGACAUAGAAAACUUUGUGAAUAUGCUCAAGGAUCUCAAGACCGAAUUAAAAAAAAAAAAUAAGUUGCUCAGUGUUGCCGUUGGUGCUACCGAGUCACUUGCCAGUUUGUCCUAUAAAAUCGCCCAGGUAGCCGAACAAGUGGACUUUAUCAACCUUAUGACGUACGAUCUCCAUGGUACUUGGGACGGCGUCACUGGUCACCACGCUGGGCUUUAUGCGCCUAAGACCGGAGACAAGCUCAACGUUCACGCAGCCGUAAACUAUUGGUUGAAGAAUGGUUGCCCACCUGAGAAACUAAUCCUUGGAGUGCCAUUCUACGGUAGGGCCUUCACUCUCUCCAAUAGUAAUAAUAAUGGUCUUGAAGCUCCUACCUCCGGACCAGCUUCUUCCGGUCCGUAUACUCAAGAAGGUGGCUACCUCGGAUACAAUGAGAUUUGUGAAAAACUUCAACAAGGCGGCUGGACUGUUGUACAUAAUGAUAAGACAAAAUCUCCGUAUGCUUACAAGGGCAAUCAGUGGGUUGGCUAUGAAGAUGAAAAAUCUAUUCAAGUAAAAGUUCAAUACGUCAAAGACAAAGGUCUCGGAGGUUUAAUGACAUGGAGUAUCGAUACUGACGACUUUAGAGGAACUUGCGGUAAAAAGUUCCCUCUAUUGCAAGCAAUGAACAAGGUGAACCAAUAAUUGAUAGAAUCAAGAUAAACCGACCAAGAAACUACCGCAACGAUGCAACUAUUACAAACAACGCCUCCAUCUGUAACUGUACCUUCCAAUGAUGUUUGCAAGAAAAAUAAUUAUUAAUACAAUUUGCGAUAAAUAAAGUUACGAUAUACUCUACUUAUGCCGUUAUGUCAACGGCGUACAAAAAUUUAUUUGCCUAAGCGGACUAGCUUUCAAUCCUAAAUCAGCGAUUGUAAUUACAAACAUCUCGUUCCUGAAUAUAAUUAACGAUAAUAGACGGUAACAAAUGGUCAUGCUGUACUAUUCUAUGACGUUUCUACUUGUUAUACGGCGUAAAACGUAAUAAAUAGACAUUCU